This is a messenger RNA of Parastagonospora nodorum SN15, 1464 nucleotides long. RefSeq lists its product as hypothetical. The record is from RefSeq and is a predicted model, not a curated record. Bases 1 to 1464 code for a protein of 487 amino acids. Gene Ontology annotation, biological process: triglyceride catabolic process. Lineage: Eukaryota; Fungi; Ascomycota; Dothideomycetes; Pleosporales; Phaeosphaeriaceae. The transcript is spliced from 2 exons. Gene Ontology annotation, molecular function: triacylglycerol lipase activity.
AUGGAGUGGGAUAAACGAGGGUCUCCUAACACUGGAAUCUAUCAAACCGGUUACUCUCAAUUCUUCGAUGCCUAUACAGACCAGUGCGAGGGCACCUCGUUCUACAUUAUCGACUUUCUUGGGCCGAAGAUUACAAAAGACCUACGAAUGAAGUUAAACAGGCUCACUCACGAGGUCAAUUAUGUCAUUUCAUACUAUGCAGACCUCUUGAACUCCGAGCGUCUUUCAUCCGCUAUCAGCUUUGUCGACGUCGACAUCGGUUACAAUAACCAUAGAUUCUGCCGACAAGGUGUUCAGGAGCCGCAUCAUCAUAAUUCAGACACAAACUUUUUCAAUCUCAACUUGCUCGCGUCAACAGACAACAAGACGGUAAUGGUCAGCGAUACGAACAUGACGAUUCCCCGCGAAAAUGCUACGGCCGAAUGGAUUGACGCCAACUACGGUGAUGGCGUCCACGCAUCAUGGGCGUGGGUUAUGAAGACCUUUCAUCCGACUGAAGCGGGAUUUACUCAUACGAAGGAUAUAUCGAUGUACCCUAAGCUGCGCUUCCGAGACGCCAUGCGAUUCUGGGGGUCAACUUCGAGUAAAGAUGUUGAUCUUGUGGUUCUAGGUGACUACGUUGCAUUUGCCUCCCAAGAUCCGAACUCCCCCAUUUAUCAAGGAAUCAUCCCACAUUUGAAAGCCAUCUUCCGAAACUAUCGAUACUAUGGCAUGCCUCCUGGGUCGAAUGUUCGUGUUAGACCAACGUUCUCUGGUUCACAAAAGCCACAGAACGCCAACUCAGCGUUCCACGAAUGCUACAAACUAGCAACCAUCGAUGAAUUGCACGACAAAUUCGUCGACUCGCCUGAUUUCUCUACCCGAAACAAGGUCAUACUUCUGAUGGCUGGAACCCUCGACGUAUUUUAUGAUAUAGAUCUGGACCACUGGCCUGACCGUUACCCCGGCCUGGUUCAUGAUAUUUUCGAGAACGAUCAUGACGCCAAGAUAUUUGCUGGCCACAUUCCCAUGAUAGGUUACAAUUCCGACGACGACGAAUCAUUUAAGUGGUAUGGACUCCAAAAAAGGAUUGCACAGUUCAAUGCUCGACUCAAUGCACUUGUUGAUCAGCUAGCAACGGAACACAGCUACCGCAUCAUGACCGUUCACACUUCGGCCACCACAAGAAAGCACCUGGACGAAGAUCUGAUCCUGCCCAAUGCGAGAGGAUAUCUUCGCAUUGCACUUAACUUUGUCGAGUAUAUGGCCAUGGCCGCGAUGAUGGGAUGGUUUGACACUGGCUCGCGCGGGGCCUCGAAUAGCAUAACUUCGAGCGGCAUAGCCAGUCAAUUUAACGUCACAGCAACGCGUCCCGGGAACAACAACACCCUUGUCGUAGACAAAGUUACCUGCAACCAGGAGUUUGAGUUCUUUGCAGGACAGGGUAUGCCAUCAAAGGAAGACACUCUCAAGUCAAUCCUGUGA